UUGCUACUGUUAUUUCCAUAAUCGGAAGCAAGAACGUAAAGCAGGUGUCAAGAAGCCACCUAAUUAAGGAAUGGAUACGAGCAGGUUGCGGAGGCUGCAGAAUUCAGCCGCAGAAGGAGAUGUGGCUGCAUUAUUUUCAAUAGUUGCGGAGGAUCCAUAUGUUUUGGAGCGUAUUGAUGAGAUACCAUUUGUCACUACUCCCUUACACACAGCUAUAAGCGAGGGAAAUAUCCAUUUCGCUAAGGAAGUGGUAAACUUAAAGCCAACACUUGCUUCGAAGCGUGACCAUCUUGGCCGUAGCCCCCUUCAUUUGGCUUUGGAGGCGAAGAAGCUGCAGGAAGGGCGUAGUCCCCGUGACUUGGAUUUGGAGGAGAAGUACCAGGAACUGAUAACAUGGUUGAUAGAAAUUCACCCUGAGCUUGUCCGUGUGAAAGCAAAGGGAAUGGUUACUCCUCUGCACUACGCAGCUCAAAUAGACGAUGAAUUCAAUUUGGCUGAUUUUUUGUAUGUUUGUCCAUCAUCUAUCAAAGAUUUGACAGUUAAAUGUGAAACUGCCGUCCAUGUUGCCCUCAAAAACAGGAGUAUUGAGGCUUUUAAAGUAUUGUUAGGAUGGCUUCGACACUUCGACCAAGAAGAGGUCCUAAUUUGGGAGGACGAAGAUGGAAACAACGCAUUGCAUACUGCAAUUUCUGAAAAUCAACCUCAGGCGGUGAAGCUGUUGAUCAGAUAUAUGAACGUAAAUAGAAAGAACGGAAAGGGAUUGAGAGCCUUGGACAUUUUCUACGAUCGCCAACAGUCGUUGAAUUCAGAAAUUGGGCAAAUUUUACUUGGUGCUAAAGCUAGAAGAGCAUCUGAAGUAAUCCGUUGUCGGUGUAACGUUGGAAAAUCAGUUGAAAAACUAUUAAUUAAAACUUUCUUCGGCUACAAAAAAUCACUUGUCGACUACUUAUGCGGAGAAUUAGUAUUAACGGAAGUAAUUAUGAAACACGUGAGGCUUGGUGACCGAAUCAUUAAUAGAAUUCCUCUUGAAGCCCAAAACGUGAUACUUGUGGUGGCGAUAUUGACUGCGACAGCCACCUACCAAGCUGCUCUCAGUCCCCCGGGAGGACUUUGGCAAGACGACGGCGACGAGGCAACGAACAACAAGACUACUGCUACCAGUAACACCACAAAUACAACCCACAGCAGUAAAAAUUUUCCGGGUUCACUCACCAACUUGAUUUUUAAAGCGCGAUCAGAACAAAUUGCGGGGCAUAUGGUUCUGGGGUCUUUAUAUCAUUUAAAUUUCAUGUUAUUUAAUACGGUGGCUUUUUCUACGUCUGUGUGCACAAUUAUUAUUGUCACAAUUGGGCUCCGUUUUUCCCAAAUCAUUGGCCUAUCCACAACUUUGAUCGUGAUUGCUUAUUGUUUUGCGCUGACAGAAACCUCCCCCUUCCCAUUUGGUUCAGUUUUAUGGUAUUUGUUUUGUAUAUUAGUGACUUUAAUUGGAGGUGCGGCAUAUUUUAUUCCACUCGUUUUAUUUCUCCGAGAGCGGCUGCUUAAAUUUUACGGGCGGGGGAAACUACGUCUGGGAAGCUUGGAACAACCAAAGAUGUGAACAACCAAAGAGGCGUUAGAGACUUUAUAUUAUGUU
Molecule: messenger RNA, 1633 nt
Organism: Pistacia vera
Lineage: Eukaryota; Viridiplantae; Streptophyta; Magnoliopsida; Sapindales; Anacardiaceae
Product: ankyrin repeat-containing protein BDA1-like
Exons: 2
Coding region: 71-1597 (508 amino acids)
Molecular function (GO): protein binding
Source: RefSeq, a predicted model, not a curated record